UGAUAUCUUGUCUCGAGGUUGCUACCGGAAAAAUUAUGCGAAGACAAUCAUCGUGGGCAACAACUCACUUCAGCUCCUGGUAUGGACCAAUAGAGUGCUAAACUAGAUGGCAAAUUCAGGAACCGGUAUCUUCAUGUCCCCGCAAAGAGUAAUGAAAGGCACACGAAGUGUCGGUGCAACUCUCCUCCUCUGGGUGGCCGGUAUAAUCUAUUGUCUUUGCGGGACUCAUGUGUACAUUGAGUACGGCUUGAACGUGCCCAGAUACCUGAUCAACGGGCAGGAUCAAAGCGUUCCACGAAGCGGUGGUGAUCUCGUCUAUCUACAAUACGUCUUCCGCAAGCCAGCGUACCGGAAGAACACGUUACUCUUGUCGACUUGUAUAUUCGGCAUCAGUUUCAUUGUUCUAGGAAACAUGGCUGGCAACAGCAUUCACUUUGCCAUCCGACUUCUCGAAGCCGCCGACGUAAAACCAGAGAAUGGUCCUGUUCGCGGCAUCGCUCUUGCGGUUGCUACAUUCUCUUGUGGGAUUCAUGCUUUCUCCCGACGUGGAGGAAUCUUGCUCAACAACGUCCUCGCGGUCGUCAAAAUCUUGACUAUGCUUCUUAUCAUUGUGGCGACGAUUGUCGUGGCCACGAAAGGAUUCCCAGGCGCCAACAACGUUUUCGACAAAAACACUUCGCCCGAGACCUCCUUCAAAAAUGCGUCAAACGAAGCCAACAGCUACGCCCAAGCGUUUCUCGCCAUCAUCUUCAGCUUCUCCGGCUUCGAGCAACCAAACUAUGUUCUUGGGGAGAUUAGCAGGCCCAAGAAGAAGUUCCCAGUCGCCAUGGGUGCCGGUGUUGGUACCGUUGUGACGCUUUACCUUGUCGUAAACAUUUGCUAUAUGGUAGUCGUCCCAAAAGAUGACCAGAUCAACGCGAACGUGGCUCAAAAGUUCUUCGAACUCACAUUUCAGACCCUUGAACCAGAAAGCGACCUUGGGGCUCGGAUCUUCAACGCGUUUCUUGCCAUCUCAUCUUUGGGAAACAUCAUCGUCAUGACAUACACAGCUGCUAGAGUGAAGCAGGAGAUUGCCAAAGAGGGAAUGCUUCCGUGGCCCAAGUUCUUCGCACAGAAUACAGAUAUGAGCAUCGGCCGGGUACUGCGCUGGUUCCAGAGGAAGGGAUGGUUCUCAUCGGUUCUCCGACUGAAAUGGCUCUCGCCAGAGCACCACAGCGAGAAAACUCCCGUCGGCGCCUUGCUUCUCCAUUUCGUCAGCUGUACUAUCCUGAUCUUUGCAACCUACAAGAUGGAACCGACAAACGCCUACAUCUUGCUGACAUCUCUGAGCGCCUACGUCAUCAACGCCUUCAUCGGGACCUUCCUAGGGUUGGGCAUUCUCAUCCUGCGGUUCCGUGGACCUCCGACUACCCUUGCCGACGAUGACGCUUCUACGUUUGGAAAAGACACGCCACCGCCGCCGCUCACUUGGGCCGAGAUGACUGGAAAGCGUUUCCGCCCCUUCCUGUCCGUCUUCUGCGCCUUCGUAUACAUGUGCGGCGGGCUUUUCCCGGUGAUCACUAACUGGGUUCAUCCUUCGGGACAACUAUCUACACAGCUGGAUUGGUGGCUGGUUCCCACGGUCUCAUGGAUCAUCAUCACUCUGGGCGUUGCAUGGUUCAUUGGCUUCGUUCUUGUCGCUCGCUAUAUCGAGAGGAAGGAUCAUAGAGUGUUUGUCGUGGAGAAGAAGCCAGAGUUUGAACCGGCACAAGGAAGCAGCCAGGGCUCUGAGGCCGGCAUUGGGACCGAUCUAAUACAGGUCCAUGAGACUGUCUAUCUGAGCUGGGUUGGAAAGGAAGCGCUCCGUUCUCGGCGCCCGGUGUUCGACGACUCUAGGCAAAAUGCUGAUGUGAGGGAAGUGCCAGCGUCUCCUUUCGCCGGUACUGACUUUGCUGCAUUUAUGCAGCAAGCACCAGGAAGAGGAGGGCAUUGGUAAUGGCGUAGGGAGGGUGUUGUUUGAUAUCCAGUGAGGAACAAGAAGGAGGAGGAGGAAGACGUUACGGAUGUUUAUUAAGUUCAAAGUAUUGAUAGACGGACACUUCUAAGUAAGGCA
This is a messenger RNA of Colletotrichum phormii, 2092 nucleotides long. RefSeq names its product high-affinity methionine permease. Gene Ontology annotation, biological process: amino acid transmembrane transport. The transcript has 4 exons. The record is from RefSeq and is a predicted model, not a curated record. Gene Ontology annotation, cellular component: membrane. The coding region runs from base 107 to 1975 and encodes 622 amino acids. Lineage: Eukaryota; Fungi; Ascomycota; Sordariomycetes; Glomerellales; Glomerellaceae. Gene Ontology annotation, molecular function: L-amino acid transmembrane transporter activity.